AUGACAUCAACAUUUAAUACAACAAAACCUCAUUUAUCACCUACUCAUCUAGCAUUAUCAUCUCCACCAAUAUUACCAAUAAAACAUUGGUCACAAACUUGUCAUGAAACAAUAUUAGUAUCAAAUGAUAAUAAUCAUACAAUUCAACUUCCUCUAGAAGGUGGUUCUGAUAAUGGACAAUUUGUUUAUUUUAAUGACUCUAUAUCAUUAUUAAAAAAUAAAACAGAAACAAAUAUAUUAAAAGGUGGUAAAAUUGAUUUUGAUGAAAUAGUUCUCGAAAUCGAUCAACAUUAUAUUGCUGGUUAUACAUUAGCGGAUGUUCAAUUACUUAUUGAAACACUUUCUACUAAUGGAAAGCAAAUUAAAUUAAAAACUGUUAGAUCGGGCUUAACCAAGGAUCUACGUCAAUUUCUUGAUGGACGUUUUGAAAAGAAUUCGAUUGAUCAUGGUCUUCAACAAACCAUACGUGAUAAUCUUUACAUGAGAACAGUACCUUGCACCACACGUCCAUCACGGCCGGGUGAAAUAAAUGGACAAGAUUAUACAUUUUUAAGUGUAAAAGAUUUUCAUGCAUUAGAAAAAAGUGGCAAAUUACUUGAAAGUGGAGUAUAUAAAGUAGGACAUUAUUACGGAACACCACGUCCAACACAAGGAGCAAUUAUAACAAAUACUAAUCUUGUACGACGAAGUAAUUCAGCUAACGAAAUGUUUCAACAUAAUGAUCCAGAAUUCUUUAACAGUCAAAAUUUAAAUGAAAAUAUAUCUCAACAUGUAUCUGGUGAAUUAAUCAAAUGUUCAUUAAGAAAAAGUCAACAAGGUUUUGGUUUUACAAUAAUUGAUGGUCAUGAAAAUGGUGAACAAUUUCUUCAAGUAAAAGAUAUUUUACCUGAUGGACCAGCAGCUAAAGAUGGCAAACUUCAACGAGGUGAUAUACUGAUUUAUAUUAAUGAUGCAUAUGUUAUGGGUUAUAGUCAUACAGAUGUUGUUAAAAUAUUUCAAUCAUUAUCAAUAGGUGAUGUUAUAGAUUUCACUGUUUGUCGUGGCUAUCCACUUGCAGUUAAUAUUGAUGAUCCACAAAUUGAUAUUGUUUCAUUGAAUGGUAUUCAUCAUUUACCUAAUGGUGGUUAUAAAGAAUAUCAACCAGAAAAUCAUGCAAAUAUAUAUGCAAUUAAAAUUCGAAAAGGUAAUAAUGGUUUUGGUUUUACUGUUGUUGAUAGUCUAUCAGGACAACGAGUUAAAACUAUUCAUGAUAAACAACGUUGUCAAAAUUUAUCUGAAAAUGAUUUCUUAUUAUCAAUUAAUGGACAAGAUUUAGCCGGAAAACAACAUGCUGAUAUUGUUGAAAUACUUCGUCAAUGUCCAAGUGAUAUCGAAACAACAUUUAUUGUUCGAAGAGGUGAUCCAGAUGUUAAUAAUAAUCCAUUAGCGAUAAAUGCUAACAAUCAUUUAGAUAGAAUUAUUCAGGAAAAUGAUGAAAUAGAUAUUCGCUAUCCUCCAUUAAAAAUAAAUGAAAAACCUCGCAGUAAAACUCCGACACCAUUUGGCUCUGCAUCAUUGGCCGAUACACUUCCACUUCGUUCUCGAACUCCAUUACCAACCAAAACAACUACAAUAACAACAAAUAAUAAUCUAAAUUUUUCAGUUCCAAACACUAUUGAAAGAUCAGCGCCAAUAGCUCAAACAGAAUUUUCUUCUGAUCCAUUUUAUACAUUUGAUCAACCAAAAACUUUAUCACAUAAUAUACGUGAUACACGACCUACCAAUCCAUCAUUAUCACGUAGUAAAACUCCAGGACCUGAAUUUGGUGCAACAACAUCAUCAUCCUAUCAUGCUAGUACAAUGAAACCAAGAAGUAAAACACCAACAGCUUAUGAAUUUUCUUCAAAUUCUUUACAAAAUAGUCGAUCAUUGCAAUCAGUUCAUCCACAAUAUUUGGAAUUAAUUGUUAAUUUAACAAUUUUACGUCCAACUGAUGGUUUUGGUUUACGAAUACUCGGGGGUGAAGAAGAAAAAUCUCAAGUAUCUAUUGGUCAUAUUGUUCCUAAUUCACCAGCAGAUGUCGAUGGUCGUCUUUGUAUUGGUGAUGAAAUAAUUAAAAUAGAUGGUCAUUCAACAAUACGUGCAUCACAUGAAAAAGUUGUUCAACUUAUGCAACGAGCAAAAGAAAAUAAACAUGUUUGUUUAAUCAUACGUCGUUAUCCACAUUUGAAUAAGAGAAAUAAUUCUUAUCAUCAAACAAAUCUUGAUUCAUAUCCAGUAUAUCGUGAUAAUUCUCAUAGAAAAAUACCAAUAGAGAAUGGAAUACGUUAUGUAACAUUACAAAAAACAAAUGAAAAUGAAAGCUUUGGUUUUGUAAUUAUUUCAUCACAAAAUAAAGCUGGUACUAUUGUUGGUAAAAUAAUUCGUAAUAGUCCUGCUGAUCAAUGUGGUCAACUGCAUAUAAAUGAUCGUAUAUUAGCUGUUAAUGAUGUUGAUUUAUCUCAUAUGGCUCAUACAGACGUUGUUAAUUUAAUCAAAGAAUCUGGUCGAACUAUAACACUUACAAUUGGACCACCAAUUCAUUUUGAUGAUCAACCUUAUGAAGUUCAAAAUUCAUCAAAUGAAAUUCGUCCAUCAUCAUCAUCAUCACCGAUGGCUAUAUCUAAUGGAAAUAGUUAUACAUUAAGAAAUGCAUUUUCACAUAGUCCACUAGCUAUAUCAGAAAGAAAUAAAAAUCGACCUUCAUCGAAAAUAAGCGGUAUAUUAAAAUCUUCUACAGUAUCUGAUGAUUAUUUUAUCGUUAAUCUUCAACGACCAAAUACAAAUUCAAGUUUUGGUUUUAGUAUACGUGGUGGUCGAGAAUUUUCAAUUCCAUUAUUUAUAUUAAAAUUAGCUGAAAAUGGUCUAGCUGAACGUGAUGGCCGAAUGAAACCUGGAGAUCAAAUUAUUGAAAUAAAUGGUCGUUCAACCUAUGGAAUGACUCAUAAUGAAGCGAUCUCAUUAAUUCGUGAUGGUGGUUUAUAUGUUCGUUUAUUAUUACGAAAAACAAAUGUACCACCACCAAGUCUUGAUGAAGUCAAAAUAGCAAUGGGAAAUGGAAUGGAAUUUAUCAAUACUAAUUGGAAACCAAGUGGUUAUACAUAA
Messenger RNA from Rotaria sp. Silwood2, 3123 nucleotides. NCBI's taxonomy places the organism in Eukaryota, Metazoa, Rotifera, Eurotatoria, Philodinida, Philodinidae. The record is from the annotation of a GenBank genome assembly.